AUGGAAGUGGCCGUCCCCAGUAGCAUCAGCAGCUCCGCGGCGUCUUUGGAGAGGAUCGUCCCGGCGGCGGCGGCGGCGGCGACAGACCUGGGGGAUUGCAGUGCGUUCAAGGUUUACAAGCGGCGCUGGUUCCUGCUGGCCGUCGUCUGCCUGCUCAAUUGCUCCAAUGCAAUGCUAUGGUUGACAUUUGCUCCUGUGGCUGAUAAAACAGCAGAACACUUCCAUACCUCUUUGGACAUGGUCAACUGGUUGUCUCUUGUGUACCUUUUGAUAUCAGUUCCAUUUGGGCUGCUAGGAAUAUGGAUUCUGGACACAAUUGGACUGAAAUGUGCAGUGAUCCUCUGUGCCUGGCUGAACAUGGUGGGGAGCAUCAUUCGAAUUUUCAGCGUCAUCAGCAUUUUCAGCCUGGGCUCCAUGAACUUUGCAUACCUGCUUGUUGGACAGUGUCUCUCUGCUAUGGCACAGCCUCUCAUCUGUUUUGCGCCAACCAAACUUGCAGCCUUGUGGUUCCCAGAGCACCAGAGAGCCACUGCCAACAUGAUUGCCUCAAUGUCCAAUCCGUUGGGCCUUCUUAUAGCUAAUCUUCUGUCACCUGCACUUGUAAAAGAAGAAAAAGAUAUUCCUUUAAUGCUUGGAGUGUAUGCUGGACCUGCUGUGCUUGCCUGUGUCUUAGCAACUGUUGGUGUUCAUGAGAAGGUCCCUCCAACACCACCAUCCGCAAGUGCCAGCCAUUCUAAUUCACCAACCUUCUGUGGAGGUUUGAAAAUGCUGAUGCGAAAUAAGCCAUACCUCAUUUUGGCAUUCUGCUUUGGGGCAGGGAUUGCCCUGUUCACAUGCUACACUGCUCUGCUGGAACAGAUCUUGUGUUCAAAUGGAUAUUCAAACUCUUUUGCAGGUUUGAGCGGUGCCUUGUUUACUGUGUGUGGCCUCAUUGGUGCCUUCCUUCUUGGGCUCUAUGUUGAUCGGACAAAGGCGUUUACCGAAAGUACUAAGAUCUGUCUCUGUCUGACUUCACUGGCUUGCAUUGCAUUUGCAGUGGUGUCUCAGUUUAGAAAUCAGGUCUAUGUUUUGGCAACAGUCAGCUCACUCUUUGGGUUCUUUGGAUUUGCUACAUAUCCCAUUGCUAUGGAACUAGCUGUGGAAUGCUCCUACCCUGUGGGAGAAGGAACUUCGUCAGGGCUGAUCUUUGUGACUGGUCAAGUCCUAGGAGUUAUUGUUAUGGUUUUGGCCCAAAAUCUCACCACUAAAAUGAAAGAGGCUCCAUUCUCUACUUGUACCGUAGUCGAAGGUGGUGCUCAGGACUGGACAAUUUCAACACUAAUGAUGGCUGGACUCUGCAGCUUCAUAGCUUGUUUCUACGUCAUUGCCUUUCACACUAAUUACAGGAGGAUCUCUACUGAGACAUCUAAUGCCUGUUCACUCAACAAAACAGAUGAUGAUGUUGCAGUAACAGCACAACAAUGAAAUGCUCCAACUGAACUCUGGACCAACAAGUGCCUAACACACAGUUAACACUUCAGUGACCUCAAAUGUCAUUAUCUGCGUACAAUUGCACAGUAAAUUAUACUUUGAUGGAA
This is a messenger RNA of Hemicordylus capensis (graceful crag lizard), 1577 nucleotides long. RefSeq names its product solute carrier family 49 member 3 (gene SLC49A3). The coding region runs from base 1 to 1464 and encodes 487 amino acids. NCBI's taxonomy places the organism in Eukaryota, Metazoa, Chordata, Lepidosauria, Squamata, Cordylidae. Gene Ontology annotation, cellular component: membrane. The transcript is spliced from 10 exons. Gene Ontology annotation, molecular function: transmembrane transporter activity. The record is from RefSeq and is a predicted model, not a curated record. Gene Ontology annotation, biological process: transmembrane transport.